AUGAGAACUACACCAUUGCUGGUCUUAUUGCGCCUCAGUAGUCUUGCUGGUGUGAUCCAGUACGCUGGGGUUGCAGCAGAGUACAAUGGUGCUCCUUUCCCUGAGGUGGAGGGUGGACUGAGAGCCAGUUUUCCGAAUGGCUUUGUGUUCGGAACGGCGACGUCUGCUUAUCAAGUUGAAGGCAUGGCCAACAAGGAAGGUCGUGGACCAAGUAUCUGGGACACCUUCGUUAAAAUCCCAGGUAACACUAUUUUUCAGUGCCAUUUUCUUUUUCCCUUGGCGAAAACACAAAAAGGAACAAUUGGUAUACUGCUGGAUUUUCUUUGGUAUGAGCCUCUUACCAGAUCAAAGGCUGAUAGAUAUGCAGCUCAAAGGGCGAUAGACUUUCAUUUCGGAUGGUUCAUUCAUCCGAUCGUAUACGGGGAGUAUCCGAAAACAAUGCAAAAUAUUGUUGGCAGUAGGCUACCUAAGUUUACCAAGGAGGAGGUUGAAAUGGUGAAGGGCUCAGUGGACUUUGUAGGCAUCAACCAAUACACUACUUUCUAUAUAUAUAAUCCACAUCCAAAUAAAACAAAACCAAACGCCUUUGGAUACCAAAAUGACUGGAAAGCAGGAUUUGCUUACGAGAAGAAUGGAGUGCCUAUUGGUCCUAGGGCAUAUUCGUAUUGGCUCUACCAAGUGCCAUGGGGUUUAUACAAGUGUAUAGCGUAUAUAAAAGACCAUUAUGGGAACCCACCUGUGAUUUUAUCUGAAAACGGCAUGGAUAACCCUGGAAACCAGACACUUACAAAGGCACUACACGAUGCCAAUAGGAUCAACUACUACAGAAACUAUAUAGAGCAACUAAAGAAGGCAGUUGAUGAGGGAGCCAGUGUGGUUGGCUAUUUUGCUUGGUCAUUGCUCGACAACUUCGAAUGGAAAUUGGGUUACACUUCAAGGUUUGGCUUAGUUUACGUUGACUUCACCACCCUCAAGAGAUACCCAAAGAUGUCUGCCUUCUGGUUCAAGAAACUUCUUACCAAAAAGAAGCAUUAGAUCGAUAUGAGUCAUAAGACCUCAUGUCACGCUUUUGAGAGUACUAAUAAUGGAUAAGACUAGUUUCUGCUACAUUAGGGUGAUGAAAAGGAUGCUAUAGUGCACUUCGUGUUGGAAUUAUUUCACAUCUAUAUAUAUAUGUUAACUACC
Messenger RNA from Argentina anserina (silverweed cinquefoil), 1185 nucleotides. Its product is annotated as beta-glucosidase 44-like. NCBI's taxonomy places the organism in Eukaryota, Viridiplantae, Streptophyta, Magnoliopsida, Rosales, Rosaceae. Gene Ontology annotation, molecular function: beta-glucosidase activity. Gene Ontology annotation, biological process: carbohydrate metabolic process. The record is from RefSeq and is a predicted model, not a curated record. The coding region runs from base 1 to 1035 and encodes 344 amino acids. The transcript has 6 exons.